GGUCCUCCUGCGACGUCAGUAGCUCUGUCCUAAUGAAGUCUAUACCAGGAUCUGACACUUCCUGAGGCUGUCCCUUCACAAAUCCAGACAGUAGGACCGGUUUUCUCGACAGAUGGAAGUUAGGAGAGCAACAACUGUGAACUAACCCUUUUCUACUGACUUCCCCAUCUCUCGUUUUCAAAGACGGUGGAGGCAGGUCCCUUUCAGAUUUUUGAUCCCAAGCAACUUCCUAUGCUAAGAAUUUUGACCGAGGCAGGCAACGUUCACACAAACGUCUAACUCUCCCAGCCCGAGGUUCCGCACGGUUCCUCACAAACCGAAAGAGCAGCCCUGCGCAUGCGCCUUCCACAUACACCUCCCUUUCCCCCCCUCUGGCAUAACGGCACCUGCGCAUGCGCGAUUAUAGCCCAUAGACCGCCCCGGUGCGGUAGUCGUUGGAAGUGGGAGCGCGAUGACAAGCGCGGGGUCCGCGAUUGGGAGUCCAAAUAAAAUUGGGGAGCCGACGCUUUCUGGCAGCGGCACUAAGAAACGGGAUUCGCUCGGGUCAUCACCGGCCCACGCUAUUGCGAAAGAUGUUGGAGAAAUUUAUUCCCGCAUUUUGGAUCACAGAGCAGUUAUUCAAGGAGAAAUUCGCUAUUUCAUUAAAGAAUUUGAGGAAAAACGUGGUCUCCGUGAAUUGCGGGUUCUUGAAAACCUAAAGAACACCGUUUUUGAGGCAAAUGCCGAAACUCUGCCAAAGUGUGAGGAAGUAAUGCAUGGAAAUCUGAAUGAAGCCCUUAGGAGAUUACACAUAGCCAAUGAAAUGAUCAGCAGACUUCAGCAGAGAGAGCAGGAAAACUUACAGCUUCAAACUGAGAAGCGAAUGACUGGAGAAACACAACGUAGAGCACAAUGGGAGGAAUUCAUGAAGGAGCAGCAGAAUAUAAAAGUGGUUGUGGAUGAAGAGCACACAAAAGCUAUGGAGCGCCUCAAAGAACAGUAUGAUGCAAUGGAAAAGGAUUUGGCAAAAUAUGCUGCUUAAGAAACUCUUUAUUCACAGUAAGACUGUUCCUUGUUUACAGUAUUCCCAUCUUAUUCCAACAUUUCCCAGUUUUGGGAUGAACAGCAAUACAUAAUGUGCAUAUCAAGAACUCUUUAAGAAAGUUCAGAAACAAGAGAAAUUAAUCUCUUGACAUUGAAUGAUUAUUUAUGUUCAGGGUUAAUUUUUUAAAGAACCAAACAUGCAGAGGAAUACCCACAGGAUUCCUCUUUAAUAUACUACACGGGUUGCACUGAUCAGUCCACUGUCUUAUACUGGACAUCUCUGUUGUUCUUCAUGUAGCCUUUUUGAACGACCUGUCACUCGGAAUUUGGCUAGUUAGAUGAGGGGAAGAAGCACAACUGUUUGCCGAAUUCCUGUGAUUCUCUCUUCCACAGCGUUGUAGACGUGCAGUGCACCAAGGUUUAUGAACGGCUUCUUUGUGGAAUAAUGUCACCAACAGAAAUGUCACUUGGAAAGAGUGAUAUUUUUUGACAAGUUGUUGAAAUGAAAUAGAAUGAUGGAAACAGAUGGAGACCUAACCUGCUUUUAAAAGUAUUCUUCUAAUUUCCUUCCCAAUAUAUAUUUGUCUUGUUGGCAGUUCAUUGUAUGAAGUACUAAUCAUAAUUGGACAGUAAUACCUAAAAUCUGUGACAGUACUUUAUGUCAAACAGGGAUGACAUAUUUUGUUGUUGUUGUUAAUGGUGUGGAUGAACAGUUGUAUGAGAUGCAGAAUUUCAUAUAUCCAGUCGUUACUACAAAGCAUGCAAAAUUAGCAUAAUGGAGGGAAUGCUCCUUAAUUAGCCUUCUGUAACCUUUUUUUAAAAAAA
Pogona vitticeps (central bearded dragon) is the source of this 1848-nucleotide messenger RNA. RefSeq names its product biogenesis of lysosomal organelles complex 1 subunit 5 (gene BLOC1S5). Gene Ontology annotation, cellular component: BLOC-1 complex; transport vesicle. NCBI's taxonomy places the organism in Eukaryota, Metazoa, Chordata, Lepidosauria, Squamata, Agamidae. The record is from RefSeq and is a predicted model, not a curated record.